AUGGCUAAACGUUCAGCAAUAGAGGCACUAGAUGAUCUUUUGCGUGAUCUUAUGGAAAAGGAUGAACUUUUUGGUGGAAAAGUAAUUGUACUUGGUGGUGAUUUUAGACAGACAUUGCCAGUUGUUCCCAAUGGAAGCAAACAUGAUACAAUUGCUGCUUGUUUGACUAACUCUUACUUGUGGCAAAAAUUUCAUCUUCUACAAUUAGAUGAAAACAUGAGGGCAUUACUAGAUCCAAUUUUUACAGACUUUCUUCUACGAUUAGGUGAUGGUAAUGAAAAUUUAGAUGAGGAUGAUGUUACUCUUCCAAAACAAAUUGUUAUAGAAGAAAGUGAAGAAUCAGAAGGAUUACAUACUCUUAUUGAAUAUGUUUACCCAAAUAUUUCUCAACAUUACACAACUAUACCUUCAUCAAUGAACCGAGCUAUCUUGACAACGAAAAAUACUUUUGUUGAUCAGAUCAAUGAAAUCUUAAUACAAAAAUUCCAAGGUGAGGUGAAAGAGUAUGUUAGUUUUGAUGAAACCCUUGAUCCAAACGACCAAGGUCAUUAUGAGGACCUUUUGCAUUCUUUAACACCGAAUGGAAUGCCACCACAUAGACUAAUUUUAAAGAAAAAUGCACCUAUUAUAUUACUAAGAAACAUGAAUCCUAUAGAAGGAUUGUGUAAUGGUACAAGACUCUUUUGCAAGAACUUUAAUAGAAAUGUUAUCCGGGCAGAGAUAGCUUUUGGUGAUUAUGCUGGGAAAGAGGUGUUUAUUCAUAGAAUUCCAUUACAACCAGCAACAGGAGAAGGCUACACAGUGCCAUUCAAAAGAACACAAUUUCCGGUCAAACUAUGCUUUGCAAUGACUAUAAAUAAAGCACAAGGACAAACACUGGACAUUGUGGGCAUAUACCUCAAAGAACCUAUAUUUUCACAUGGACAACUAUACGUUGCCCUGUCCCGUGCUAGAAGAAUUGAAAGUGUUAAAGUGGAACCAAGCACAGUAGAACCAGAACCAAAAGAACCUGCACACGGUUCAGUUCUUAAUUUUAUCCAACUUUGGUUCCCAAAAAAGUUCGGUUCAGGCCAGUUUCAGCCAGACAAACACUCAUUGAACCCAUCGAAGAACAAACCCCACCACCCCUCACAUGCCAAUUUCACUUUACCCCAUUUAGUGAACUAUACAAAUGUAAGAGGUGUUGUAAUUAAAUGCUUGCCAAUUCAGCAUGUCAAAAAGGGAUCAGAAACAACUUCAAAAAGGGACGUAAUCAUUGUCAAUGAGGAGAAAAAACUUCUAAUUCUAACAUUAUGGAAUCCCAUCGAUGAAAUUGAGGGAAAUGCCUUGGAUAAAAUUACCAAUACUGGGCCUUUGGUAUUUGCAAUGAGGGUAAAAAUGACAACAUUCUAUGGACAAUCAAUCACUACAAGCCCCAGAUCUGCUAUUCUAAUAAAUCCACCAGUGAAAGAUGAUCUAAAGCUACAAACUGGUACACAAUUAACAAAGCAGAAAUUAAAGUACUCCUUCGGAAUGAAACAUACAAGGACACUGAGAUUCUGUUGCCACCUCCUAAAACAAAGACAUACUUCCAAUAGGCAGGGCAAUUAUAAAGAUGAAAAAUACAUAAACUGGAACAUCAAAUGCCCUCUUUGUAAAGAGAAAUCAGAAGUACAAAUCAUCUCAAGGGCAAUAAUUGAAAUCAAUGAUGGAACUGGAACAAUUGCAGCAAGCAUAUCAUCACCUGAAAUUGAAAAGUUAAUUCCAUUGAACCCCAGUGAAAUCAAAGAUGUAGCAAAAAGUGAAAAAAAUGUACAUGAUGUUAUCGCAUCAUCAGUUCAAGGAUUAUCGGUUGUCACAUUUGUACGAUCAUAUCUAACAUGGAACCAACAACAACAAAUCAAUAGAUUUGUCAUUGUCAAGUUGCAUAAAGUCCAAGAACAUUACACCAAAGAGCAACAAAUACUCAUUCCAUCAACUAAAUCUGAAAACUUGUCAACAACAAAACCAGCCUCACCUAAGCAAACCCAAAAGCGACCCCAACCAGAUGUAGGGAAAACAAAAGUGAUAGAAUCAUCAUCCGCAGGCACAUCGAGACCAACUAAAAGAAUGAAAUAG
Lactuca saligna is the source of this 2097-nucleotide messenger RNA. The record is from the annotation of a GenBank genome assembly. NCBI's taxonomy places the organism in Eukaryota, Viridiplantae, Streptophyta, Magnoliopsida, Asterales, Asteraceae.